Molecule: messenger RNA, 636 nt
Organism: Knipowitschia caucasica
Lineage: Eukaryota; Metazoa; Chordata; Actinopteri; Gobiiformes; Gobiidae
Source: the annotation of a GenBank genome assembly
AUGUCGGCCGGAGUCGGGGGGGUACCGGCCGGGGAGAGCAGCAGUGACCGCAGUGGAUCUGGAGGUCCGAGCGGGGGCGGAGGUGAUGCAGAGACGGACCGAGAGAGGGCCACCUUCGAGUGCAACAUUUGCCUGGACACGGCCCGAGAUGCGGUCAUCAGUCUGUGCGGCCACUUGUUCUGCUGGCCGUGUCUUCAUCAGUGGUUGGAGACCCGUCCCAGUCGGCAGCAGUGUCCCGUGUGUAAAGCCGGGAUCAGCAGAGACAAAGUGAUUCCUUUGUACGGACGAGGCAGCUCCAGUCAGGACGACCCCAGGUUGAAAACGCCGCCGCGGCCUCCAGGGCAGAGGACGGAGCCGGAGAGCAGAGGAGGAGGCGGGAUGUUCCAGGGUUUGGGCGACACCGGGUUCCACAUGUCGUUUGGCAUCGGGGCCUUUCCCUUCGGGUUCUUCACCACAGUCUUCAACACCAACGACCCGUUCCACAGAGCCGACCAGUACGCGGGCGAGCCACAGGCCAACGCGUGUGACCCCCGUCUCCCGGAGCUCACAAACACACGCCACGAACUCUGGCUACGGCGAGAGAAACGGCCCAAACCAGUCUCCUCCACGCCGCACAGGGAAACGCCGCGGAGAUGA